AUGGUUCAGUAUGGUCUGGAUUAUACCCGCUGCAGAUGGAUCUUGCCUCUUCUGCUGGGCUUAGCAAUGAUCUUUGGCAUCAUUUCGUUAGCUGGUUCGGGCUGGGUAACCUCACAAACUUCUUCAUUUGUUACUGAAGGCACAUUAUGGAAGUUAUGCUCUUUACAAGGUGGCAGGCAAUGUAUAUCUCUCAUGGAUUUUGCUUGGGGUAGAGGUGCAGCUGCUACCUUCUUAGUUGGAUUUGUACUUGUCUGCAUCUGUUUUGCCUUGUCCAUCAUCGCCUUUGCCAUCCCGACACUUCGCUUCAACUUCAUUAGAGGCAUAGGAGGCUUGUGUUUUGUUGCUGCCGUAUUCUCACUAAUGGGCCUUGUCAUCUAUGCUGUAAUGAUUUCAACACGUGUGGCCUUCCCAGUAAAUACCGUGCAUGUGUUUGAUUGGAGCUAUGGAUUUGGGUGGACCAUGUGUAUCAUGGCAGUAGGUCUUGGAUUCUUCUUUUGUUGUCUCCCCCUCUAUGAAGAUCAUAUUUUGGGAAACGUCAAACCUGAAUUUUAUUAA
Thamnophis sirtalis is the source of this 555-nucleotide messenger RNA. Its product is annotated as p53 apoptosis effector related to PMP-22-like. The record is from RefSeq and is a predicted model, not a curated record. Lineage: Eukaryota; Metazoa; Chordata; Lepidosauria; Squamata; Natricidae. Gene Ontology annotation, cellular component: cell-cell junction; membrane. Gene Ontology annotation, biological process: cell-cell adhesion.